AUGGUCCCCCGAGCCUGCUGCUGGCUGUCCUGGUGCCUGCUCAUCUGUGUCAUUUCAGCUGAAAUCCAGGAACAUGGCAGAACUCCCAAGGCUCAGAAAAAGAGAGCCUUCAAAGCAGCCAGCCCUGGAGACGUGAAGCCCCCAGGAGCCCCAGGUGGGAAAAAACCCAAAGCAGACCUCAGCCAGAAGACCCUGCAGAUGAAGACUCCCACAGAGGCUGCAGCUCCAAGCCUCCCAGCCUCCUCCAUUCUGACCCUGGUGUUAGGGAGAGGCCGCUUCCAGAAGGUGGGGGACUCUCUCAGCCUGUGGGCUGGGGAUCCCCUGGAGCUUCGCUGCCAGGGCAAGGUGGUCCACUGGAGGGUGCCUGUAUACCUGGAAGAGGAGGGCAAGGAACGCCUGAGAAUCAAGCACUUCAGCCAUCACAGCCAGCUGCAGCUGGUCAACUCCACGGGCGCGGACACGGGGGAAUACAGCUGCUGGGCUCAGUACUGCCAGGAUGGCGAGGGCGCAGAAGGCGAGGCCCGCCAGGGAAAGACCUUCAUCUUCUUCACAGACCCAGAGGAACUCUUUGUCCCCACCGAGGAUUAUUAUAAGGUGGUGCAGUUGCACAGCCAUCAACCAGUCCUGCUUCCCUGCCAGGUGACCAACCCUCUGGCCCACGUGACACUGCAUCGGGAGUUCCCCCCGGAGGAAGUCCCAGUGGAUGGGAUAGACAUCUCCUUUGAUGUGAAGAAGGGCUUCACCAUCCACCGGCCCCGAGCUUCCUUGGCUGGAGCCCUCUUCUGCUUGGCGAGCCUGGGUGGCUUGAGACAAAUCUCUACCAAGUACAUGCUGAUCUACAUCAAGUACCCGUCAUCCUCCCCCAAACCCACCAUCCAAGCUUCAGCAACAUCAGUCCAACUGGGAGAGAACUUCAGUGUGACCUGCACGGCUCUGGGUGAGCCAGACAUUGCUGUGGACUUUACCUGGGAAUAUCCAGGGCAGAAGCUGGGCCGACCCCCCUACGUCAGCGAGUGGGCCAGUGUCGUUCGCCAAGAGGGCCAGGUACAGCAGGAGGCAGGGAGUACCCUGCAUGUGGAAGAGGCCCGGGCUGGGGACUCUGGCAUCUACACCUGCAGGGCUACCAACCUUCAGGGCACGGGGACUGCCACCACCCGCGUCCGUGUUACUUGA
This is a messenger RNA of Prionailurus viverrinus (fishing cat), 1173 nucleotides long. RefSeq names its product platelet-derived growth factor receptor-like protein. The record is from RefSeq and is a predicted model, not a curated record. Bases 1 to 1173 code for a protein of 390 amino acids. The transcript has 7 exons. Lineage: Eukaryota; Metazoa; Chordata; Mammalia; Carnivora; Felidae.